Pelagomonas calceolata is the source of this 784-nucleotide messenger RNA. NCBI's taxonomy places the organism in Eukaryota, Pelagophyceae, Pelagomonadales, Pelagomonadaceae. The record is from the annotation of a GenBank genome assembly.
CCUCUCGGGUCAGUGUGUUGCGCCCGCGCGCGCUGCCCAUCGAUCAGAAAUGAGCCUCGGCGAGCUCCCGGCUGUCAUCCUGGACGUCAUCGUAGCAUGCGCGGGGGAAGAGCAUGGGUGGAGACUCGAGGUGGUCAGCUCCUCCCUGCAGGCCACAUCGAUGGAGUGCGCCGCCGUCCGGCUUGGCAAGUGUCGCUGGAUGGGCGGGAACCGCGGGAUGGCCGAGUUCAGACCGAGCUGGCGCCACGUCGCGGUCGCUCUGCGGCGUUGCCCGUACUAUCUGUUGCGGCCUGGCGGCGGGCCAAAGCAUUUGAGGUUUUUCUAUCCCCACGGGGAACAUACUAUCGUGGAUAUUCGACCCAAUGCUUGCUUCGUGUCGCGCCGCCAGGCCGACACAUUUGCCAUCCAGCCUAACUCUCAGUGGGGCGGCGACUAUGGAAACAUUUGUGAUCACCCAAGUCGUGGAUAUCCGACCGGCAGAUAUCAAGCUUUCUUGACUUAUCAGAUGUACAACAAUACUUCGGUCCUUAUAAUGACGCCCAAUCACCUAUUAGAGGCUUCGACACCGUGGUUGUUGCAUCUAAGUUCCCACGCCUCUCAUUUGCCUUUUCGCCGCUGUCGCAAUGAGGAUGGUAGUAUUCCUCAUGUUCUGAAAGUCCAUUACGAGCCUGAGAAUGGUGCAAUACAUCAAGUCCAUCAAGUCCCACACUGGGAGCUAGCCCCCGCCACGCUCGCCGACGACGAGCGCUUCGAGUGGCGCGUGUAAGUGUAAGUCACAAAAACA